Molecule: messenger RNA, 3785 nt
Organism: Suncus etruscus (white-toothed pygmy shrew)
Lineage: Eukaryota; Metazoa; Chordata; Mammalia; Eulipotyphla; Soricidae
Gene: AGAP1
Product: ArfGAP with GTPase domain, ankyrin repeat and PH domain 1
Exons: 19
Coding region: 16-3528 (1170 amino acids)
Cellular component (GO): nucleus
Molecular function (GO): GTPase activator activity; GTPase activity; protein binding
Source: RefSeq, a predicted model, not a curated record
CGGCCCCGGGGCAACAUGUACCUGCUGGAUGGCGGUGGCGAGCCCGCGUCUCCCCCGGCGGACGCGAUGCAGCGCGGGACGACGCCUCCCCGAAAGACCGUCUACCGUAUCUCCGUGACCAUGGUUAGGAAGGAACAGCUAGCAGGGGGUCCGGCCCGGAGGCCCCGGCCAGUGCGCACUUCUGAUGGGCCCGGGCAGCAGCAGCUGCUGGAAGAGGCGGAGGAGGCCGCUGAAGACUCCGAGGGCGGCGGCAGCAGCGGCGGCCCGCUGGCCUGGCCUUUGCGCACUUACCGCACUCGCAGCACCGGGCAGCUGGAGCUGGGGAGGCUCCGCCCGUGCAUUGCGCGCAGCCCCCCGGGGCCUUUGGACAUCUGCGCGCCCGAGCGACCCGGGAGCCCCGACGAGGAGGACAGGGCUGGGAAGCAGGUCUCCACCCAAGGGGCCCCGCUGCGACGGAGUCUCAGCUUCAGGCUCGGGAGCGGGCCCGACCCCCCUGGGGACCCGGCCAUGGGCAGCGGCGGGAGACGCCACAGCAGCUCCGGGAGCCUGGCCUGGUUGCCAGGCGAUGAUGAUGAUGAUGAUAUUGAUGAUGAGGAGGAGGCCGAAGCUGAAGCUGACCCCGAGGGGGAUGCCCUGGAUCCAGUCGAGGCAGCUGCCACUGCCACCACCUCCUUGCAGCCGGCCUCCUCGGAGAAGCGCAACACCCUGGAUGUGGGCGAGGUGCUGAGCAAGAACGACGCGCUCUCGGACCUGGAGCGCUGGGAGCGCAGCAAAAGCAAGAACCGCACGCUGGACAACAGCGACCUGCAGCGGCUGGAGCGCGCCCGGGCCGCCGCGGCCGCCGCUGGGGCCGGCGCCGCCUCCGAGCACCGGCUGCUGCGCUUCUUCAGCGGCAUCUUUGCGCGCAGGGACGGUGCGCCCGGCGGGCCCACUUCACGCAGCAGCGCCUCGCGGCCUCGCGGCUACUUCAGCAGCCUGCGCAGGCCCCCAGUGGACGCACACUCCUCCAGCGGCGAGAGCAUCGAUGGGUCCCCCUGCAGAGAUGCCUUUGUGAACAGCCAGGAAUGGACGCUGAGUCGCUCCGUCCCAGAGCUCAGAGUGGGAAUUGUGGGUAACCUGGCCAGCGGCAAGUCAGCUCUGGUGCACCGAUACCUGACUGGCACCUACGUCCAGGAGGAAUCUCCGGAAGGUGGGCGCUUCAAGAAGGAGAUCGUGGUGGAUGGACAGAGCUACCUGCUGCUGAUCCGAGAUGAAGGCGGACCCCCGGAGGCACAGUUUGCCAUGUGGGUGGACGCAGUCAUCUUUGUCUUCAGCUUGGAGGAUGAAAUCAGCUUCCAGACCGUCUACCACUACUACAGCCGGAUGGCCAACUUCCGGAGCACUGGUGACAUCCCACUGGUCCUGGUGGGCACCCAGGAUGCCAUCAGCUCCAGCAACCCGCGGGUCAUCGAUGAUGCCCGUGCCCGCAAGCUCUCCAGUGACCUCAAGCGCUGCACCUACUACGAGACGUGCUCUACGUAUGGGCUCAAUGUGGACAGAGUCUUCCAGGACGUGGCCCAGAAGAUCGUUGCCACGAGGAAGAAGCAGCAGCUGUCCAUCGGGCCCUGCAAGUCACUGCCCAACUCCCCAAGUCACUCAGCCGUGUGCUCGGCUCAAGUGUCAGCUGUGCACAUAAGCCAGACAAGUAACGGAGGUGGGAGCCUGAGUGAUUACUCCUCGUCCGUGCCCUCGACACCCAGCACCAGCCAGAAGGAGCUGCGUAUCGAUGUGCCACCCGCUGCCAGCACGCCCACACCUGUGCGGAAGCAGUCCAAACGCCGCUCCAACCUCUUCACUUCUCGGAAAGGGAGUGACCCAGACAAAGAGAAGAAAGGCCUGGAGAGCCGAGCGGACAGCAUCGGGAGCGGCCGAGCCAUUCCAAUUAAGCAGGGCAUGCUGUUGAAGCGAAGCGGCAAGUCAUUGAACAAGGAGUGGAAGAAGAAGUAUGUCACCCUCUGUGACAAUGGCGUGCUCACCUACCACCCCAGUCUGCAUGACUACAUGCAGAACGUCCAUGGCAAAGAGAUCGACCUGCUGAGGACGACGGUCAAGGUCCCGGGGAAGCGGCCACCUCGAGCCACGUCAGCCUGCGCACCCGUCUCCAGCCCCAGAACUAAUGGGCUGACCAAGGACAUGAGCACUUUACACAUCUCACCUGAUUCAGGGAAUGUCACCAGCGCAUCUGGGGCACAGCUGGCCAGUGGCAUCAGCCUGGUGUCCUUCAACAGCCGGCCACCGGACGGCAUGCAGCAGAGGUCCUACUCCGUGUCCAGCGCUGACCAAUGGAGCGAGGCCACAGUCAUUGCCAACUCAGCCAUCAGCAGCGAUACGGGGCUGGGAGAGUCCCUCUGCUCCAGCCCCAGUGUGUCCAGCACUACCAGCCCCAAACUUGACCCGCCCCCGUCCCCCCACGCCAACAGAAAGAAGCACCGGAGGAAGAAAAGCAGCAGCAACUUCAAAACAGACGGCCUCUCGGGCACAGCUGAAGCCAAACGCAAGGCCUGGAAGCUAAACCGUGUUGGUAGCCUGCGAAGUAUAUACAGCAGCACCAACACUGAAGAGCAAGAAGAAAACUUCGAGUUGAUCAUCGUGUCCCUGACGGGUCAGACGUGGCACUUUGAGGCCACCACAUACGAAGAGCGAGACGCGUGGGUGCAGGCCAUCGAGGGCCAGAUCCUGGCCAGCUUACAGUCCUGUGAGAGCAGCAAAAACAAGUCUCGACUCACCAGCCAGACAGAAGCCAUGGCCCUGCAGUCCAUACGGAACAUCCGAGGAAACUCCCACUGCGUGGACUGUGACACCCCAAAUCCCAACUGGGCCAGCCUGAACCUGGGAGCCCUGAUGUGCAUCGAGUGCUCAGGGAUCCACCGGAACCUCGGCACCCACCUCUCGCGCGUGCGCUCCCUGGACCUGGACGACUGGCCCAUCGAGCUGACCAGGGUCAUGUCGGCCAUCGGGAACGAGCUCGCCAACAGCGUGUGGGAGGAGAGUGGCCAGGGCCGCAUGAAGCCGUCUCUUGACUCCACCAGGGAAGAGAAGGAACGCUGGAUCCGGGCCAAGUAUGAGCAGAAGCUUUUCCUGGCACCACUGCCCUGCUCAGAGCUGAGCCGUGGUCAGCAGUUGCUGCGAGCCACAGCCGACGAGGACCUGCGCACAGUCAUCUUGCUGCUGGCCCAUGGCUCCCGGGACGAGGUGAACGAGACAUGCGGGGAGGCUGACGGUCGCACAGCCCUGCACCUGGCCUGCCGCAAGGGCAAUGUGGUCCUGGCGCAGCUGCUCAUCUGGUACGGGGUGGAUGUGAUGGCCCGCGACGCCCACGGGAACACAGCACUGGCCUACGCCCGACAGGCCGCCAGCCAGGAAUGCAUUGACGUGCUACUACAGUACGGCUGCCCUGACGAGCGCUUCGUGCUCAUGGCCACCCCCAACCUCUCCCGGAAGAACAAUAACCGGAACAACAGCAGUGGCAGGGUCCCUACCAUCAUCUGACCCCACGGCCCUCCCAGGGCACCCACUGCCCUGCCACACCCACCUGGGGGUCACACACACGCCACGUGAGUCCCAUCCUUCCCCCCUCACUCACUCUUCCCCCGGACUCCAGCUCUCCUUCCCCGUCUCCCCAGAGAAUCCCAGUUCCUAGCUGGUCCUCUCGGGGUGCCAAGAGACAUCGACCAGGAUGCAGGAUGGAUUCUCUGUUUCACCUGAACCCCUCCCCUGGACCACGCGCAGAGAUCCCCCCUGCAGGG